AUGUCGUCUUCCUAUGCUGACAGGAUGUCUCUAUCGAAGAUCUCGAAACUGCUUUUAAAGAAUUUAAGACUUAAGGAUGUCUAUAUACCAAGAGAUUAUUAUACCAGGGAACCAAGAGGAUUUGC
Funneliformis mosseae is the source of this 125-nucleotide messenger RNA. The record is from the annotation of a GenBank genome assembly. NCBI's taxonomy places the organism in Eukaryota, Fungi, Glomeromycota, Glomeromycetes, Glomerales, Glomeraceae.